Schizosaccharomyces cryophilus OY26 is the source of this 1175-nucleotide messenger RNA. Its product is annotated as Mvp17/PMP22 family protein 1. The coding region runs from base 376 to 996 and encodes 206 amino acids. The transcript is spliced from 6 exons. Gene Ontology annotation, cellular component: membrane; cytoplasm. NCBI's taxonomy places the organism in Eukaryota, Fungi, Ascomycota, Schizosaccharomycetes, Schizosaccharomycetales, Schizosaccharomycetaceae. The record is from RefSeq and is a predicted model, not a curated record.
GUGGAACAAGCAGUUGCUCAAGUAGCCGUUUUCUGCGUUGCUUUUCUUCUUUUCAUUUGUUUCCAGAAGUAGAAGAAAAUCUAUAACGAUCUUUUGUUUACAUUUUUUAAACGAGGAAUUCUAGUACGUUCUUGAUUUCAGUCUUACGUAUCCCUUACUCUAAACGUAAAUACCCUUCCACGAAAUCGUAAAUAAAGUCAUUUUCCUUUUACCUCUAUUCUGCCUUUGUAAGUUGAUUUUCUUUAUAUUUAGGAAAUUGUUUCUGGAUUUUAAAACAGAGUAAACAAACAACAGAUCGUCUUUAACUGUGUUGUGCUCUGCUGUGCUUCUUGAGAGUUUCUAACAAUUUGGUUUCGUCGCUCUUUACCAAAAAAUAUGUUUGCUCGUUUAGGGGCUAGAUACAAUGCUUUGUUCAACAAGGCUCCCAUCUCUACUAUGUGCUUUACUGCUGGCACGCUAGGUGGUCUUUCAGAUGUUCUUGCCCAAGGAAUCACUUAUUAUCAAACAAACAAAAAUGCAGUUGUAGGCUUAAACGGAGAAAGAAUACGUUUUCAUCCAGAAAUUCCAAACCUUGCUCGUGUCCUUCAAUUUAUUUCCUUUGGUUUUGCUAUCUCUCCCUUACAAUUCAAAUGGUUAAAGUUUUUGUCCAUAAGAUUUCCUGUGGAAAAAGGAGUUAGCAAUGUAGUUGUUCGAGUUUUGUUAGAUCAAGCCAUCUUUGCUCCUUUUGGUACUGCCUUUUUCUACUCUUGGAUGACGAUAACAGAAAAAGGAAAAGGAUUCAACGAUGUUCGUGAAAAACUAAAGAAUCUGUUUUUGCCUACUCUCAAGGCAAACUAUCUUAUUUGGCCUUUCCUUCAAUCUUUUAACUUUUAUCUAAUGCCAUUACAAUUUCAAAUGCCGUUUGCUUGCACAUGUGCUCUUUUCUGGAAUACAUUCUUGAGUUUGAAGAAUGCGGGAUCAGAAGAAACGGAAUUACAAGAAAUUGAAUUGUUUUAAUCAUGAUUUAUGAUGAUAUCUUGUUUAUACUAAUAUCGACAACUUCGUUAUUUCUAACGAAUACCCCUGUUUUGUAAACGACUUUUUCUUGAUGAAUGCAAUUGAAUAAAUGAUUAAAAAUUAGUCUUAAUAUACAAAAAAAUUCCGUAUAUAAUCACACAAACAAAAGAAAACUCGGC